Megalops cyprinoides (Indo-Pacific tarpon) is the source of this 2404-nucleotide messenger RNA. Its product is annotated as dual specificity protein phosphatase 10. The record is from RefSeq and is a predicted model, not a curated record. Gene Ontology annotation, biological process: protein dephosphorylation; negative regulation of JUN kinase activity. Gene Ontology annotation, cellular component: cytosol; cytoplasm. The transcript has 3 exons. NCBI's taxonomy places the organism in Eukaryota, Metazoa, Chordata, Actinopteri, Elopiformes, Megalopidae. The coding region runs from base 12 to 1103 and encodes 363 amino acids. Gene Ontology annotation, molecular function: MAP kinase tyrosine/serine/threonine phosphatase activity; protein tyrosine/threonine phosphatase activity.
UGGCCAAGAAGAUGACACGCUCCAAGACCCAGCCGGGCUACCCGGGUGUUGGUAUGGGACUGGGGGCCAGAAAUUCAUGCGGGAGUCCGAACCAGAAUGAGAGAAACGGGACCAGUCCUGUGAUUUUGGACUGCCGCAACCUCUUGGAGUUCACCCGGUCUCAGCUGACCGAUCACGCAGGCCGCCGCCGCCUCCAGCAGGGGAAAAUGGCAGUGCUGGACUUCAUUGGGUCGGGGUCCGGUCAGGAAGCGGGCCAUGACUCACUGAAGAGGCUCUGGACUAAAGGGGGAGACCCCGGGAUGGGGGACUUCAACGGGCUUGACGACGACACCACCUACCCCCGAUCCCCGUCUCUCCGUUCUCCCUCUCCCCAGUCCCCUCCCUCCUUCUCUCCUCCGUCCUCCGCCCAUAGCACCCUCACCAAGCCCAAACCCAGGGAGCGGGAGGGGGGUCACUCCCUCCCCACCGCCCACUCCCUCCACCUGGUCCUCAACUCGCUCAACAGGGAGCAAGACGAGGAGAACGGGAAAGUGCACCUUUCUCUCCCUCUCUCCUCCUCGCUCCCUGCUUCCCUGUCAGACGAGAGUGUGAUGACUCCGGACGUGGAAAAUGCCGCCAUCAGCCCCAUCCUUCCCUUCCUCUUCCUGGGGAACGAGAGGGACGCCCAGGACCUGGACCUGCUGCUGCACCUUAACAUCGGCUUCGUGGUCAACGUCACCACUCACCUGCCCCUCUAUCACCUGAACACCGGCCUGGUCCGCUACAAGAGACUGCCCGCCACCGACAACAGCCGGCAGAAUCUUCGGCAGUACUUCGAGGAGGUGUUCGAGUUCAUCGAGGAGGCUCGGGAUGCUGGGAGAGGGGUGCUGGUCCACUGCCAGGCGGGCGUGUCCCGGUCAGCCACCAUCGUCAUCGCGUACCUGAUGAAGCACACCCUCAUGACCAUGAUGGACGCCUACAAGUAUGUGCGGGGUCGGCGGCCCGUAGUCUCGCCCAACCUCAACUUCAUGGGCCAGCUGCUGGAGUUCGAGAGGGACCUCAAUUCCGGCGUCACCCCACGAAUCCUCACCCCUAAGCUCAGUGGCCUGGAAACCCAGGUCUGAGCGAGGGAGAAGGUGGGAUGGCAGCAAGGUGUAGGCUGCCAGAGGACGGAGGAGGGGUGGGGAGUUGAAGGAGAUAUAGGGAAACGGUUUGUGCAUUAGCUAGGCAGAUGGUGAGGAAGGGGAAAGAGGGGUGAAUUGGAAUGAAAGGAUGAGGGAGAUGAAGAAGAGAAGAGAUGGAUUAGUGGAGAGAGGAGUGAAGGUGUUGACGUACAGAUUUACUUGUCCAAGAGCAGUUACUCAUUUUCAAUGAAAGAAGAGACUCAGAGAGGAAAGGGGAAAAGGCAUGAGAGAGGUUCAAUGAGAUAUUAUGAGAGGACUCCUCUUGAUUCUAGACUAGAUCACAAAACACAGAAAAAUUAAAUCUCCUUCUACCCAACCAUGCUUUGAGUUGGAGUGUUGAAGGGGGUCAAAGGUGAAAUCUUAGUUGGAUUACCAACAAACUUGACCUUCAUCUUCCAAUUAUAAAAUGUGCCAAGUUUUUAUAAUGUUAAAAAUCGAUCUUCCUACUCAUUAUUGCCUCUGCUUCUUCUCAAGGUAGUGCUAUGCUAGUAGUGUAAACAAUUGCAAUGCAAUACAUGAGAGUGCAGAAAAAUGCUUUAAGCAUACAUGUGAAACAAGUAUUUACCCAAACAGAGGCCCAGACAGUAAAAUACCACACUUCUGUGAAUCGCACAAUACUAUACUGGACAGAGCUAUGCUACCAUGUUACAGGCCUAUCCAUUAUUUCAUUGCACUUUAUUCUAGUACAGUUUAGUCUAGUCAGUUCUGUUUUUGGUGUUCUUGUCCACAGCUGGAGCAGUGCAAAAACGUUGUUUCUCAAUGUGUUUUAAUUACAUUUCUCAUUGUAAUUAAAAUACAGUUGAAGGCAUGGAGUCAAGGUCACCUUGGUCUUCGUUUUUUUUAAGUUAAGCUCCUGGUGCACAGGAGUCGGGAUAAUGGAUUUUUUUAGGGGAGAUGUGCAAUUGAUAUCUGUACUGAGGGCACCAAAUGGUGCGGAUGGGUCUGACUGGAUCAAACUGGAGUGUUCUGGAUUUAUUAAUAGUCUCUAUGGGCAAAUGUUCUGCUCAAGUGGAUGCUUAAAGAAUUGAUUUGCAGUAUAUAGACCACGCUGACCACAUCGAGCCAUGGUGAUAAAGUCGAUGAAAUGUGGACCGCCUUCAGUCAAUUAGAAGAGGGGCAACAACUGGCAGAGAUUACCUUGUGUGGGGAGUCACAGAGACAAUCCAAUGUUGUGUCCCAGCUUUGUGGAAUUUUUCAUUUUUGAAGUAUUUAUUCUUCCAGUCUCAAUGUACGCAUAUGUU